CGGAACCAGCCGCCUCACCCCGAUCGCCGCCUGUUUUUCUUCCCCAUUUUGCCCUCCUUCUUUCCAGCUUGCCCUCCACUCCCCGCACAUGCAGCCCCGGAGCCCUUGGCAGUGCCUCUCACUCCCCCAGCCCAGCCCGGCUCCUGGUGGAUUUCAAACUCCCAGCCGUCUUCAUCAUCAUCAUCAUCAUUUUUUAAAACAUUGACCUAUACAUAUAUUUUGUGUUCUUUAAAAAACAGACUUCUCGCAGCCUCGAUGGAAUCAUAAUCAUAAUCCUCGUCCUGCAUAGAUCUGAUAUUUCCCCUCCCAUUUUAAAAAAAUCUAUCUAUAUCUAUAUAUCUCUCAAAGAACACCUCCGUCUCGGUGGGGCCCGAGGAUCAGAGGACGGCCGAGCCCCUUCUUCCUUCCUUCCUCCCCGCAAUGGAUUCCUUCAAAAGUGGGAUGAAUUUGGAAAGGCUUCCGGACACUUUGAGGGCUCCGCCGCCUUCCCACGAGAUGGCCUCCAGCUUCCAUUUGCAGCGGCCUGCCGAAGCCAGGGAACCGCUGGAGAACUCGGCCAGCGAGUCCUCCGACACCGAAGCCCCAGAAAAGGAGCGAGGCGGCGUCCAGAAAAGCGACGACGGCGGCAACGCGGACGAUCCAGCCAAGAAAAAGAAGCAGCGCCGGCAAAGGACUCACUUUACCAGCCAGCAGCUCCAGGAGCUGGAGGCCACUUUCCAGAGGAACCGCUACCCAGACAUGAGCAUGCGGGAGGAGAUCGCCGUCUGGACCAACCUCACCGAGCCCCGGGUCCGGGUGUGGUUCAAGAACCGCCGGGCCAAGUGGCGGAAACGGGAGCGGAACCAGCAGCUGGACCUGUGCAAGAACGGCUACGUGCCACAGUUCAGCGGCCUGAUGCAGCCCUAUGAGGAGGUCUACGCAGCGGGCUACCCCUCCAACUACUGGCACGCCGCCAAGGGCCUGGCCCCGGCCCCACUCUCCUCCAAGAGCUUCCCCUUCUUCAACUCCAUGGCCCCGCUCUCCUCCGCGCAGUCCAUGUUCUCUGCGGCAGCGGCAGCGGCGGCGGCCUCCUCUCCGGGGCCCAUGGCCAUGUCUUCAGCGAUGGGGCCCCCUUCGGCCGUAGGCAGCCCCUCAGCCCUCAACCAGCUGGGUGGCUCCUCGCUCAGCCCGGCAGCCGUCUCCAUGGCCUCACCGGGGGCCUGUCCCUAUGGAGCCCCAGGCUCCCCUUACAGCGUCUACCGGGACACAUGCAACUCCAGCCUGGCCAGCCUCCGGCUCAAGUCCAAGCAGCACUCGAACUUCGGCUACGGGGGGCUCCAGGGCCCCGGAGGGCCCACCCUGAAUGCCUGCCAGUACAACAGCUGACCGGGCCCUGGGUUCCAGUCCGGCUCCUAGCAGAGGAGGAGGAGGGAAGGAGAGGGAGGAAGGCCGGAGACCCCCUCCUUCUCCUCCUCCCACCCAGCCCCAGCCCCACGGAUGCGUUGCAAUCGUCUUCUUCUUCUCCUUCUUCUCUUUCCUUUUCUUCCCCUCAUGCUUCUGCAUUUGUCGUUCUCCUCUGGAUGAUGCGGGUUUUGUAUAAGUGUGUGUUUACUUGAACUUGCAAAGGACUUCUCCUCGGCCCCCUGUUAGUCGAGGAAAUACGGGAAUGCUGAGCAAGGGGAGGGGAGGGGCACUCUUGUUUUUUUGGCUGGGUUAUAUAAAAGUAGGGAACCCCACCCCCUUCAGAGAUGGGAAGAGCUUGGCUUCCUCCCUUGUGCUGGACUUGGAGGGAAAUGGGGCAGCAGCUGCACCGGAUUCAAAUGGGUCCUCGCCACCCAGGCGGCCUUCAAGAAGAAACAAAGGAUCGACCACCUAAAAGCUACAAACACUCCUAGAGAUAGUGGAGGAGAUCUUUUGGAAUGCCUCCUGGACAGAAGGUGGACAUGGAGGACCCCUGGUCACCCUGCCCCAAGUUGAUUCAUGAAUCAGAUGGGAUCUAUAGUCCUUCUUGACACUCCCCCCUCCAUCCCCACCCCACAAAACUAUCUGGAAGAUGCAGGCUUCUCUUCAACUGCCCAUCUCAUCCUCUUGGGAUGUAGAACCCCCUCUUGAAAUGUAACUGUAUGCCUCCUCCCACAUCUAGCUCUUUCUUAUCUGGGGAAGAAGGCGGUACAGAGGGGUCCUCGCCACCCAAGAGGACCAGGUCCUGUCCAAGGUGGCUCCUCCAUGAAGAAAUAAAGGACAGGGCCACCUAAAAGCUACAAACACUCCUCUAAAGAUAGGAAGGCAUGCUUCUUAGUUCAAGUGGAGGACAUCUUGGAAUGCCUCCUGGACAGAAAUGGAGGACCCUUGGUCACCCUGCCCCAAGCUUACACACUGAUCAGAUGGGAUCUGUAGUUCUUCACUCUCCCCCCAUCCCCACCCCACAGAACUAUCUGGAAGGUUCAGGCCCCAACUGGACACUUGUCAUCUCAUCCUUUGUGAUGUAGGCCCUCAUUGAAAUGUAGCUGUACACCUCCUCCCACAUUUAGCCCUUCCUUAUCUAGGAGAGAAGGCCCUGGUAGAUGGAGGGACUCCCAUUUCUCACAUCUGGUGGGAGAAGGAUCUUGGCCUUGGUUGUCUUGGACUUGGUGUGGUUGGAUAUGUGUGGGCUGGAGUUGACAAGGAGGCAAGAAACAUCCUUUGGACUUGGGGCCAGGGUGACCAGAUGUCCUCACUGCCAAGGCAGACCAGGCACUGCAGAAUGGAGGACCUUCCCAGAACAAAAUGGAGGACACCUCCAAUGAAAAGCUGCCAACCCUCCCAGAAAUGUCAACCCAUGCUUCUUAGCCCUGCUCCAAGUGGAUGACUUUUUAGAAUACCUCCUGGACAGAAGGUUGAAAUGGAGGACAGGUCCUGGAAAAGGAGAACAUCUGGCCAUCCGGGGCAGGGGGCAGAAGAGAGGAAGGGUGCCCUUUUUUGGGAAGAAGAGUAGUUUCAUUUGGGCAGGAACCAGGUCAGGGGUUCUUCUGUUAACAUAGGCUGAAACUGAGCAGGGUCAACCACUUCAGGGAUGUUUUGUAGCACCCUUGAGACUCACUGAAAGAAAGAAGUUGUCAGCAUGAGCUUUUGUAGACUUCAGUCUACUUCCUCAGAGGCAUUUGGCCCAAAUGCUUCUGAGGAAGUAGACUGAAGUCUACACAAGCUGCCAACUUCUUUCUUCUCAGAGGUGCUACAAGAUCUCUCUACAUCCUGAUCCUACAGACUAACACACGAUUAUAUCUUUGAGUUCUACCACUUCAGUGAAAGUUCUCCUUCUCUCUCUCUCUCUCUCCUUUUCCUUGUGCUUGGCUGUUGAAUCCGUUGUCAUUUGUCUUGUUUUCCAGUGCAUGGUUCUUCUUAGUAGGAUGUGCUUCUUGUAGCUGAAAGCGACAAGGCCCCAGCCAUUUCCAGCACUAAGCAGUCCCCCAAGUCCUCCUUCUUCCCAAGAAGAGCCCAGGACACUCCCCCUUCAUCUCUUCCCUUUUGAAAAAGGAACUUUACAGAAACCUCUGACCCUUGUCCCCUUCCCACCACACUUUGCAAAGUCUUACCCAGAUAAUCAAAUUAUCAUCCAACCUUAUUUAAAGGUGUAAUUUUUUUUAAUUUAAAAAGAGGGAAUAAAAAGAGAGGGGGAAAAAUCUCCUAGAGAAUCUAGGGAAAAUGGUUUUUAAAGACAUAGAAAAGGACUAUCCUGAAAUGUUGUUGUUAUUGUUGUUGUUGUUGUUGUUGACACUGCAUCAUAAAUAAAGGAGUCGAGUGACCUCACCGAUGGAAAAAUGUGUGAAAAAGUGACUUUCCCCCACCCACAUCUUUGAACAAAACAAAAACAAAAACAAGGAACCCAAGCAAGAAAUCUUGAAAGGUAUUAUAAUGUAAAUGUAAGGUUUUUGUUUUUUUAAUUAAAACAUGAGUUAUUUUCGUUGGCAAAUACAAACCCUAUGGAAAAAUAUGAUUUUUAAAUAUUAAUACGCAUAAAAACGCAUAUGAAGUUUUCUUGCGGACAUAUUUGUUGCUUCUUUCUGUCUCCGUACUUAUUACAUGUAGAUGACCAACCAACCAACCCCGUAAUAUCAAAAAUGCACAAGGUACUUCUGUCCCCCUGUAUUCCCAACUGUGGUAACCUUUAUGCUGGACUUUUCAAUAAUGCUGUUGUGGAGGAUGCAGUAUAUAUAUUGUUUUAUAAGUUAUGUUUUUGUGAUUUUUUUCCAAAAUUAAGAGCAUGGGAAUAAUUAAUAAUAAUAAUAAUAAUAAUAAUGAAUAAAAACCCUCCUGAAAUGUGUUUAGUCUUCCUUUCUAGCUAUGUUAAUGUG
Sceloporus undulatus (fence lizard) is the source of this 4310-nucleotide messenger RNA. RefSeq names its product paired like homeodomain 1 (gene PITX1). The transcript is spliced from 3 exons. NCBI's taxonomy places the organism in Eukaryota, Metazoa, Chordata, Lepidosauria, Squamata, Phrynosomatidae. The coding region runs from base 421 to 1365 and encodes 314 amino acids. The record is from RefSeq and is a predicted model, not a curated record. Gene Ontology annotation, molecular function: RNA polymerase II cis-regulatory region sequence-specific DNA binding; DNA-binding transcription factor activity, RNA polymerase II-specific. Gene Ontology annotation, cellular component: nucleus. Gene Ontology annotation, biological process: regulation of transcription by RNA polymerase II; anatomical structure morphogenesis.